AUACCCUAUAUAAUAAUCCUAACUGCCAGAGCAGAUUAAAGCCAAUCCUUACUGUCAGUACAGAUCCAGAACAAUCCUACUGUCUGUGCAGAUUGCCUAACUGGAGAGGUAACUAAAACUGUUUAUGAACUAUCUUCAUUGCAAAUCAUUGAAUGUCGAUUUCCUUAAAAUACAAGCUGUGUGGUGUGCUGACCUCUCUGCGACCUCAUGGAGCUCAACGACCUUCCCGAGGACGAGCUUCUGUUGGUGCUGGCCUUGCUGGCGCCGGUCGACUUACUGCGUUGCCGCGCCGUUUGCCGUCGGUGGCGAGUCCUGGCGCUGCACCCCGCAGUGUGGAGGCGCCAGUCCUUCGUGUGGGAGAGUGAGGCCGAUGCCGCCACUGCCCGCUCCGUCCUGCGCCUGGCACCUUGCUUGGGACGUCUCUCCAUUGACAUGUUGGCUUUGCAUCAUGCCUUACCAGCGGACAUGGGGCACGUACUGACGACGACGGCCUGUAAUGUGCAUGGCUUGGAGUGCUUCGCCGACCCCUACAACACGCAUCUAGUUAUACCAAUUAUUGAAAGGCUGGGGCAUUGUGGGCGCCUGACGUCACUGAAGGUGACAUUUGUUCCCUUCGGUAACGGAUGGGAGGCGGCCUUGGGGACAUUGCUCCAACAUGUGCUGCAAACAGAAGGGUUGCAUUUGCUUCACGUCUUGAUAGUCGACGAGGACGCCUCACUGCAGCCAGUAUUUCCACCCAUACCGCCACAUAUUUCCGACGCCGCUGUUCCUGCGUCUCUGCGACGCCUCCAUUACGAGUACGAGAACUCGGGGGUUCUGGACCCGUUUCUGCAGCUACUACUCACACGGCACGCAGCCACCCUUGAGUCCGUUGGAGUCUGGACUGUGGACCCACGCGCGGGCGUGCUGCUGUCCGCGAUGCCUCACCUACGGAAGCUGGAGUGCCUGCUGCAGGAGGACAUGAGGGCUCUGGCGCUGCCGCCGUCGCUGAGGACGCUGGACCUGGACUUGUGCGUCCACCUGGAGACCGCCGAGCCAGGACGCGUCCCUGGGUUGGAGGCUUUCCUCCACGCCGCCGUGGUCCAGCUCGACGAACUGGUGUUGCGCUGCGGCCGCGGCUCGUGGACCGACGACCCGGAGGUGGUGGAGUUGGUGCGGUGCGUGGGGGGCGCGAGGGCGACUGGCAGUGUGCUGCGCAGCCUGGCCUUCCAGUCGGGCCGCGGCCACGCCACUGUCAUCUUGAGCCCCUUGGCGAGCGCGCUGGCACACUUGCCUCGCCUCGCGCGCCUGGACAUCGGUUGCCUGCCGACGGCAGCCUUCCUGGAGGCCCUCGACGGCGCGGUGCUGCCGGAGCUCACCGAGCUCACAGUGUGUCUGACGUCGCUCAGGGCGUGUGAACACAGGUGGAUGCACAGUGUCGAGGUGAGGGGGUUGAUGGGCAGGUACCCCCGCCUGCAUGUUGUAAUACAGUCAGUGCAGUACAAAGACGGCUGCCAGUGCAAGUUCUGCAAGAUGGAUUGCCACGACGUGCCCACCAAGGGACCCUGCCUCAUUUACAGCCAUCGGCGGGGCUCUACAUCUUGCGAGGUGAAUCACAAGUUGACCGUUGGCUCCGAAGUUUGUGCAGAAGUGUGUGUCAAUGUGAUUUAGUGUCGUAGUGUUCUGUUCCACUGUCGUCACUGCUGUAUUUUCUGCCGUAAUUUUACGAUGAACCACAAUGAAAAUGUCAAUGAAGAAGUGAUUUGUAAUAAAACUCCAUUUAUUGUUGAU
Messenger RNA from Thrips palmi, 1770 nucleotides. RefSeq lists its product as uncharacterized. The record is from RefSeq and is a predicted model, not a curated record. Gene Ontology annotation, molecular function: protein binding. The coding region runs from base 208 to 1650 and encodes 480 amino acids. Lineage: Eukaryota; Metazoa; Arthropoda; Insecta; Thysanoptera; Thripidae. The transcript is spliced from 6 exons.